This is a messenger RNA of Suillus fuscotomentosus, 669 nucleotides long. RefSeq lists its product as uncharacterized. The record is from RefSeq and is a predicted model, not a curated record. NCBI's taxonomy places the organism in Eukaryota, Fungi, Basidiomycota, Agaricomycetes, Boletales, Suillaceae. Gene Ontology annotation, molecular function: nucleic acid binding. The coding region runs from base 124 to 459 and encodes 111 amino acids. The transcript is spliced from 4 exons.
ACUUUUACACGCAUGGUGCAUCCGUGGGACUGACAUAGUACUAGAAACCUCUACGUGCUCGGUCUGCCCUUUGAUCUCACCAAGCCCGAAUUUUCCGCCUUGUUUUCGCGUUUUGGUACUGUCAUGCACGCUGUGAUUCUCGCCACUGUCGAUAACGCAUCUCGCCGUCGCGGGUUCGUGGUAAUAUCAUCUCAUGAGGAAGCCAAACGUGCAAUGAAUGCGCUCUCGCGAACGCAAAUAAAAGGACACACCCUUGAUGUAUCUUGGGCCGUCGUACAACGCUCUCAAGAUGACGCAGACAGGACGAUGAUGCUGGCAUCCUCAAACCCUUCCGAGUCACUUCCGGAAAUGGAGUUCGAUCACCAACCCGCACCUCCAACCAUCAGUUCACCCCAAUACGCCUUCCUCGAAGUUGCUGGUAUCGAACUUGCCGAUUCUUCUCUUUGCUCAGGCCAGUGACUUGCAUCCUCUGUUCUAUCCUUUCGGUCCCAUCAAGGAGGUGAAGCUCAUGGAUUCUGCUAUGCUCGGCAAUGGAACCACAACCGCUCUAGUCGAAUACGUGAAUGUCUUCGAUGCUCAGGAAGCCAAAGACGCACUUCAACGACAGUUCUAUGGGACCUCACGCCCGGAAGUCCGAUUCAUCCAAGACAAUAUAUAUCCGGUUAAUUC